AUGCAGCAGCCUUGGAAACGUCUUCCCCGAGAGGAGAUUGUCCCAGUUGUCUCUUCGAAAGACUAUGUACUUCAGUACACUAAGGACUCUGGUAAACGGCGGUGGAUCACCUUGUCAGCUUGUUCCCUAUACUUGAAUGGAUCACUAGAUAUGCUCCCAGAUCUUGAAUGGCUUACCGGUGACCUUAUCACCAGUCUUACUAUUGGGAUGGUUAUUGUUCCUCAGAGCAUGUCCCACGCUCAGAUUGCGACCCUCGAUCCUGAAUAUGGACUAUAUUCUUCUUUCGUUGGUGUAUUGAUAUACAGUUUCUUUGCAACUUCGAAAGACGUGUCCGUUGGUAACGUUGCCGUCAUGUCCUCGACUGUCUCCGAGAUUAUCAAUAUUAUAGCUGGUCAAGCCUGGAUUGAUGGGUAUCACCGUUCCGAUACGCACGCGGCCACUUACAAAGUUAUUAUAAACACCUUGAAGGGACUGCUGAAUACCAAGCUCGAUGCCGCCUGGGGACUGACCGGACUGGUCGUAUUAUACUCCAUCCGUAUGGGGAGCUACCCGAUCAAGAUCUUAAAGAUCGUUAGACACGCCGGUCAGCCUGACAUCGACCCAGACCUUGUUUCUGCUCUAACUACCAAGCUUCCUAUUGCAGUUAUCAUUCUAUUACUGGAGCACGUCGCCAUUGCAACCUUCGGACGCUUGAACGGUUACAAAACCAACCCCAAUCAAGAACCUAUCGCCAUAGGAGUUACGAACAUUGUGGGCUGUUGCUUUGGUGUGUACCCUGCUACUGGCUCUUUUUCUCGCUCUGCUUUGAAAUCGAAGUCAGGCGUAAGAACCCCCGCUACCGGCAUCAUCACUGCAAUUGUCGUGAUCGGUGGCAUUGUAUGGCCAGACGUCUGUGUUCUACCAGAUUUCCACUGCUGGUCUUUCUGCUAUGACACUGUUUUCAUUAGGCCCCUCACGACGGAAGAGCAAACAAAGCUACAUCAAGUAGAACUAGACCUUGAAGUCUCUCCGACGUGGUCUUGUCAGCAAUGUUCUGAAUUCUUGGAGCGCUGGUCAACCCAUGGCACUAUGAGUUGGCACGUUCAACAUGUCCAGGGUAUCGACGAGUCUGUAGUCGAGAGAGACAUGUUCGUUGGGCCUGGCUUUACCCAUAAAAGGUGUCACAUGGCUUUGCGUGCACUAGAGUUUGAGAAGCCUCCUUGA
This is a messenger RNA of Desarmillaria tabescens, 1203 nucleotides long. Its product is annotated as sulfate transporter family-domain-containing protein. Gene Ontology annotation, molecular function: secondary active sulfate transmembrane transporter activity. NCBI's taxonomy places the organism in Eukaryota, Fungi, Basidiomycota, Agaricomycetes, Agaricales, Physalacriaceae. Gene Ontology annotation, cellular component: plasma membrane. The record is from RefSeq and is a predicted model, not a curated record. The coding region runs from base 1 to 1203 and encodes 400 amino acids. Gene Ontology annotation, biological process: transmembrane transport. The transcript is spliced from 12 exons.